AUGGUUUCUGGAGCAUUGCGCCGGGCUGUAGCCCCUCGACUGAACACCUUUCCCGAGGCGCAUUCAUACGGAGCAGCCAUAACAGCGCGCAAAUUUCUUUCGAACUCAUCUGCGAAGCCGAACAGUAUCGUUAAGCCUGCUAGCCUUCUUCAUACUGCAUCGGAGCACCGCCUUGGCUCUGCGACGCGCGCCUUGUUCGACGCCACCUUCUCCGCGCAACCUUCGCUUCUGCGCCGCCUUGCGGAGCGUCAAGCUGCCUUUUCUUAUAAGACGUCUGCAAUUCAAAUCAGGCGAUCCUUCUCGACAAGUUCGAGUCUACAAGAGCAACGACAGAAACAAACACCGAAGACAGAAGAGACAUCGCAGCCUUUACAGAAGAACGACCCCAUUGAAGACGAAGCCGAUUUUGAGUUCAAAAAGAGCGAUCGCGCUGCUCAAGCUGCGCAAGUAAACCUCGCUGCAAAGCUUUCUAAAGAUAGCAAACAACCUGGAAAGGCAGGACUGAGAGAGAUAUGGCGACUGAUCAAGGUUGCUCGUCCUGAGCUCCGCUGGCUCGGCAUUGCAUUCAUAUUCUUGGUGAUUUCGUCAAGUGUGACCAUGUCCAUUCCGUUUUCAGUUGGCAGGAUCCUGGACCUUGCGACAAAGGGAGAAGCUGAUGACAUUCGACUUUUUGGACUCACGUUGAACCAGUUCUUCAUAGGGUUAGCUGGCAUUCUUACACUCGGCGCCAUGGCCAACUUUGGCCGAGUUAUACUGCUUCGCAUUGUUGGCGAGAGAGUGGUUGCGAGACUUCGAUCGCAGCUCUACCGCCGCACAUACGUGCAAGACGCGGAAUUUUUCGAUGCAAACCGAGUUGGUGACUUGAUCUCACGACUCAGCUCCGACACUGUCAUUGUCGGCAAGUCAGUCACACAAAACCUCAGUGACGGUCUGAGGGCCUUAUUCAGCGGUGGUGCUGGAUUUGCCAUCAUGAUCUGGACAAGUCCCAAGCUUACCGGUCUUUUGCUCUUGAUGUUCCCUCCGAUUGCGAUUGGUGCAUUCUUUUAUGGUCGAGCGAUUCGGAACAUUAGUCGAUCUAUUCAGAAGAACCUGGGUACACUGACCAAGAUUGCGGAAGAACGAUUGGGAAACAUCAAGACCAGCCAAGCUUUCGUCGGAGAAGUUCAGGAAGUUGGCCGCUACAAUAGACAAAUUCGACGGAUUUUUGCUCUGGGCAAAAAGGAGUCACUUGUUGCGGCCACGUUCUUUGCUUCUACAGGCUGGGCUGGCAACAUGACUAUUCUAGCAAUGCUUGCUGUUGGUGGAAGCUUUGUUCGCAGCGGGGCCAUGUCGCUCGGAGAUCUCACAUCAUUCAUGAUGUACACGGCGUUUGCAGGAUCAAGCUUAUUUGGCUUGUCCGGCUUUUACUCUGAGCUGAUGAAAGGUGUAGGCGCAGCGAGCCGCUUAUUCGAACUCCAAGAUCGUCGCCCUGGAAUUCACCAAACUGUCGGGACACCUGUAAAGUCUGCGCAAGGCCCCAUCAGAUUUAAUAAUGUCACUUUCGCCUACCCGACGCGGCCUGCGGUCAAGAUCUUCAAUGGUCUUGACUUUGAGAUUCCCUCCGGAAGCAAUGUAUGCGUCGUUGGCCCCUCUGGUGGUGGCAAGUCCACGGUUGCGUCUCUACUAUUGCGGUUCUAUAACCUUACAGAAGGAAGUAUCACCAUCAAUGGGGUCGAUAUCUCGGGAAUGAACGUGAAGUCUCUGAGGCGUCGCAUCGGUAUGGUAUCUCAGGAGCCAGUUCUCUUUUCCGGAACGAUUGCCGAGAAUAUUGCUUACGGCAAACCGCAUGCAACUCGAGCAGAAAUCAUUGCCGUGGCAAGACGCGCCAACUGCAAUUUUAUCGGCGAUCUCCCUGAUGGACUGGAGACCCAGGUAGGCGCAAGAGGAUCGCAGCUCUCUGGUGGUCAGAAGCAGCGCAUCGCCAUUGCCAGAGCUCUUCUUAAGGAUCCUGAUAUUUUGAUACUCGACGAAGCUACCUCGGCCUUGGAUGCCGAAUCCGAAACACUUGUCAACGAAGCUCUUGCUGGCUUGCUUCGUGGACACAACACUACCAUCUCCAUUGCUCAUCGUCUGUCGACUAUCAAGCGCUCUGACCAGAUUAUUGUCCUCAAUACCGAGGGCAAAGUAGCAGAAAUCGGCAGCUACACACAGCUCGCUGCCAACAAGGACAGUGCUUUCAGCAAGCUGAUGGAGUGGCAGAUGAGCGGUGGUGAGAUUACAGAGAAGCGCCCGUCCGCGGGGGCAGCACACAUCACCGAGGCGGAAUAUAUGGAGCAGGAGAGGCAAAAGGACGAAGAAGAGCUCAUUGAAGGGGAGCAGGGCGAAGAGAAGGAAUCAGAAAGUGAAGUUGCUGAGCAGAAGCAAAGAUGA
Messenger RNA from Beauveria bassiana ARSEF 2860, 2409 nucleotides. Its product is annotated as ABC transporter. The transcript has a single exon. The record is from RefSeq and is a predicted model, not a curated record. Gene Ontology annotation, molecular function: ATP hydrolysis activity; ATP binding; ABC-type oligopeptide transporter activity. Gene Ontology annotation, cellular component: membrane. Lineage: Eukaryota; Fungi; Ascomycota; Sordariomycetes; Hypocreales; Cordycipitaceae. Bases 1 to 2409 code for a protein of 802 amino acids. Gene Ontology annotation, biological process: transmembrane transport.